Messenger RNA from Sinocyclocheilus anshuiensis, 1798 nucleotides. Its product is annotated as eukaryotic translation initiation factor 2-alpha kinase-like. Gene Ontology annotation, molecular function: protein kinase activity; double-stranded RNA adenosine deaminase activity; RNA binding. The record is from RefSeq and is a predicted model, not a curated record. Lineage: Eukaryota; Metazoa; Chordata; Actinopteri; Cypriniformes; Cyprinidae. Gene Ontology annotation, biological process: protein phosphorylation. Gene Ontology annotation, cellular component: cytoplasm; nucleus.
CAUUAAAAACAUUUCGGACAGAAGCAAAAUGUCUGGCGACAGUAGUGAAAUAGAGAAAACGAUCUGUGACGUCUUGAGGCGAAACGGCAAAAGCAACGCGUUGAAAAUUGCGAAAGAAAUCGGACUAGAUAAACGCAUCGUGAACAAGCAUUUGUACAGCCUACAGAAAUCAAAUCAGGUGUCAGGAACUAACGAGACGCCUCCAGUUUGGGAUCUUCUGGAGAAGACGACUGAGAUCAAACAGACACUCAAACCAGAGCAAAAGCCUCAGACGACAAGAGACACAAGUGAGGAGAAACCUGUGGAGGAUCUGCUGAGAUCAGGAGGUUUGAAAGCCCAUCAGAUCGCCAGAGACCUGGGACAGUCGAGACAAGGCCUCAAGGUGUGGACUCAGAAUAAGGAGUGGAGCGAGGAAAGUUCCAGCCAAGAGAGUUCCAGUGAUCAUGCACUCGACUCAAUUUCAGGAUUGUCUCAUAGCUUUGAUGUGAUUGCAAAGCUUGGCCAGGGAGCCUUUGGCUGCGUUUAUAAAGUAAAACAUAAAUAUGAUGGCAAGAUCUACGCUGUAAAGAGGGUGAUCUUAACCAGGAAAGCUGAUUCUGAGGUGAAGGCACUGGCCCGACUAGAUCACCAAAACAUAGUGCGUUACAUUACAUGCUGGCCAGCUUCUGACAACUGGAUGUCAAACCAAGAAAGAGAGCAAGUGUCCAACACACCAGGUUCUUCAUCAGAUGUAGUGACCUUUGAGAGAGCCAGCAGUGGAGAGAGGGAUGAUGAUGAUGAUGAUGAUGAUCCUGAUAACAUACUGUUUGGUGCUGAUGGCAAAGUGAAGAUCGGAGACUUUGGGCUGGUGGCGGCUCAGACCGAUCAAAAUGGUGACCCUAUAGAGAGGUCAAACAAUGAACACCACCUGAGUCCUGAACAGAAAAGUAAGAAGAAUUAUGAUGAAAAAACAGACAUAUUUCCCCUUGGACUCGUAUGGUUUGAGAUGAUCUGGAACAUAUCUACUGGUAGCGAGAGAGAGAAGCUGUGGCCAGAUCUACGAAAUCAAAGGUUUCCAGAAGGGUUUAGUGAUUGGUAUCGAACUGAAUGUACAUUCAUCAAGAAGAUGCUGUCAUAUUCACCAGAGCACAGGCCACAUUCAAAAGACAUAAAAGAAAACCUUCCGAAGUCAGAGAGGUCAGAGAGCGCCAAGAUCAAUCUCAGACAAAUAUGUGAAAUAACUUUCAGAUUUCUACUAGAUUUCUUCUAAUAUAUUUUAAAUAUUUCACAAGUUUCAAAAGUUCAGUCUAAUUUUUUUCAUCAUAAAAAAACAUUAUUACAAUGUUGUGAGGUUACUUGCAGAAAUCCGAGUAAGAACGUAAUUUCACAACAUUUCUAUAAUGUUGGCUGCAUAAAAUUAAGAUGCAUUUGAAUCUUAGAUGUAAUUGCAACUAAAAUACAAUGUUUCUUAAAGUUACAGUUGUUUGGUUACAGUGUAAACAAACUACAAUCAAUAUGCAAUAUUGUAUAAAGUGAAAACAUUUUGUGCUGGCUGAGAAGAUUGCUGCUCAAGCUGACUCUCAGCCAUCAGGCAUUUCUUGACAAAUAUACUCUGUAUGUUGGGUGGAAUAAAAAGGGGGAAAAAAGUGUUAUAAAUAUCAACAGACAUAUUGGAUAAAAUAUUAAACUCACAUUUUGUAAGAAAUUAUGUUACUUUUCUUUCAGUAUCACAAUGACAAAACAACCAUAGGGUUACAUUUGAACAGUAUUUCAAUGCUUUAGUUUGAGAGGAUACCAUUGUGCCUUGUAAAAUAUAACA